AAAGGGUAUCACGUUGCCAUUAAACGAAUGAUCAUGGUUACAUACAAACUCAUAUGCGCGUUGCGCAGGGGGUAACUAGCUAGCUGUUAGCAUUUGAUGUCCAAUCAUAGGCCAAAUGAAGAUAUCUUACGCAGUCCGUUUACCUUUGAAAACAGUUGCCAUAGUUCCGGUCUGCUUUAGGGAUAGCAGCUGGAUCUGGUCUGCUUAGUUCAUUGACUUAAUAUGAACCAGAAAAAUAUGUGCGAGUGGGAUGUCUCGCUUCCUUUUCCGUAUCUGGUCCAAUGCAAUGGUUGUGGCUGGCUUGUCCUCGCCGAAUGACCGUGGCGAGAUCGCCCUUUACUUUUUUUUAAUUUAACCUUUAUUUAACAAGUUGGUUCUCUUCCCCCACUCUUUCUGUCUCAGGUCUGGAUGCUGCAGGCUGUGUCCAGGCUGAGUAGAGCAGCGGUGCGCGUGAGGAGAGUGGCCGCCCAGGUCCAGGUCACCACUGUAACCAUGGCCCAGAAUCACCAGAGCUGCGGUACCUCCUGUCAACAGAAGGGGGGUGCUGUCACAGCAGCCAUCCUCAUCAUCGGGGACGAGAUACUCAAGGGUCACACGGUGGACACUAACAGUGCUUUCCUGUUGCGAGCGCUGAGGAAGCUGGGAGUGUGUGUCCAGCGUGUCACAGUAAUCCCUGACCAGCAGGAGGUCAUCUCGAAGGAGGUGGCCCUCUUGGCCCCACAGUACACACACCUGCUCACCUCUGGGGGAAUAGGCCCCACCCACGAUGACGUCACCUUCGAGAGCGUUGCCAUGGCGUUUGAGGAGGAGCUGCAUGCCCACCCGGAGCUGACCCGUUUGGUGGAGGAGUUCUUUGGGGUGGUGGAUAGGGAGAGUGCAGCCAUGAAGCUAGCCAUGGUCCCCCGCUCGGCCAAGCUCAACUACGGCACUGACCCUCAGACUGGACAGCCACUACGCUACCCACUGGUGAGUGUGCGUAACGUCUACAUCUUCCCUGGGAUCCCGUCUCUGUUGGAGAGAGCCUUCAACGGUCUGGAGCACCUGUUCGCUGGCUCAGGGACCACCUUCCACACACGAGAGGUGUUUGUGGAUGCAGACGAGGCGUUGAUCGCCCCGGUGCUGACCCGCCUGCAGGCGGGCUGGGGGAAGAAGGUGGCUCUGGGCUCCUACCCUGACUGGCUCAGUAACUACCACCGGGUCAGGCUGGUGCUGGAUUCAGACAGCUCUGAGGAGGUGGAGAAGGCCCGGGCUCAGCUGCUGGAGGAGAUGCCCAAAGGCAGUGUGGUUCCCCUGGUCACGGACCCGGUGUCCAUCGCUACUGAGGAGGUCUACACACUGGCCAACAGCGGCACACCGCUGGGUGUUAAAGUGGCAAACGCUCUGAAGACCAUCGAGACUGCUCUGGAUCAGUAUUCGGCAGGGGAGAUCUGUGUGGGCUUCAAUGGAGGCAAAGACUGCACUGCUCUACUACAUCUAUAUUACGCUGCACUGAAACGGCGGUAUCCGGAGGGUAAGGACAAGGUAAAGGCUCUGUACAUUCGCAUCGUCUCUCCCUUCCCAGAGAUGGAGAGAUUCCUCCAGGACACAAUAAAGAGGUAUGACCUGGAGAUUUUCUCAGUGGAGGGCAGUAUCCGGCAGGCAUUGAGUGAGGUACAGGAGAGGAGGCCGGAGCUGAGAGCUGUGUGUAUGGGCACCAGGAGGAGUGACCCCUACUCACACACACUCACACCCAUGUGUCUCACUGACCCUGGAUGGCCGGACUACAUGAGGGUCAACCCCCUGCUGGACUGGACGUAUCAUAAUAUCUGGUCAUUCCUGAGGACUCUAUAUGUGCCCUACUGUAUUCUAUAUGAUAAAGGGUACACCUCAUUGGGCAGCAUGGACAACACUUGCCGAAACCCCGCCCUCCAAGUGGUGGAUGGGAGGGGCGUGAGCCGCUAUAGACCUGCCCACCACUUGGAGAAUGAGGAAAUGGAGCGCGACUCACGUGAAUGAUGUCACUUCCUUGUUUGUGUAACACCUUCCUAAUAUUGAGUUGCACCCCCCUUUUCCCUCAGAACAGCCUCAAUUUGUUGGGGCAUGGACUUUACAAGGUGUCAAGCGUUCCACAGGGAUGCUGGCCAUGUUGACUUCAGUGGUUCCCACAGUUGUGUUAAGUUGGCUGGAUGUCCUUUGGGUAGUGGGCCAUUCUUGAUACACAGGAAACUGUUGUGUGAAAAACCCAGCAACGUUGCAGUUCUUAACACUCAAACCAGGGCGCCUGGCACUUACUACCAUACCCCGUUCAAAGGCACUUCAAUAUUUACUCUUGCCCAUUCACCCUUUGAAUGCACACAUACACAAUCUAUGUCUCAAGGCUUAAAAAUCCUUCUUUAACCCGUCUCCUCCCCUUCAUCUAAACUGAUUUGAUGUGGAUUUAACAUGUGACAUCAAUAAGGGAUCAUAGCUUUCACCUGGUCAGUCCAUGUCAUGGAAAGAGCAGGUGUUCUUAAUGUUUUGGACACUCAGUGUAUAUUAUAGCAUAUUUGUAUACUGCAGUGGAGGCAUGUGGGAGAUGCUAUAUGACGGGUUCGAACAUAUGGAAACUACAUUUUUGACCCAUUACAAUGAGCCGGUCUUCCUAUACCUCCUCCCACCAGCCUCCACUGAUAUAUUGUAUAUACUGUGCAUAAUUUUGAGUGGGGUAGGAGAGGGAGUGCGAAAGAGACUAGGAACAAUGAAGGGAGGGAGAGAAGGAGAGUUAUGAAUGUGUUGGAGGCUCAAAAGCAGGUCUGGCUGCUCCUCUGAGAACAUGUUUUUACAUUUCAAUCAUUUGGUAGACGCUCUAAUCCAGAGCGAUUUACAAUUAGUGCAUUCAUCUUAAGAUAGCUAGGUGAUACAACACAUCACAAUCGUAUCAAGUACAUUUUCCCUCAACAAAGGAUCAGCAAAGUCAGUGCUAGUAGGAAAAGACAAGUGGAUUUUUUUGGGGCGUCGUGAGCGUUAUUUAAGAUACUCUUCAAAGAGGUCGGGUUUCAUGAUGCGAACUUCAACUGGAAGUCAGUGAAGUGUGCAGGGGAGCGGGGUGACAUGGCAAAACUUAGGAAGGUUGAACACCAGGCGGGCUGCAGCAUUCUGGAUAAGUUGCAGGGCUUUGAUGGCACAAGCGGGGAGCCCAGCCAACAGAGAGUUGCAGUAGUCUAGACGGGAGAUGACAAGUGCCUGGAUAAGGACCUGCACCGCUUUCUGUGUGAGGAAAGGUCGUGCUCUACGGAUGUUGUAGAGCAUGAACAUGCAGGAGCAAGUCACUGCUUUGAUGUUUGCCGAGGACAACAGGGUGUUGUCCAGGGUCACGCCAAGGUUCUCACCCUGGGAGGGGGACACCGUGGACGGAGAGGUCUUGGAGUGGGCAGGCCUUCCCUGGGAGGAGUAGCAGCUCUGUUUGUUGAGCUUGAGGUGGUGGGAUCACAUCCAAGCUGAGAUGUCUGUCAGGCACACAGAGAUGCGUGUCGCCACCUGAGUGUCAGACGGGGGGAAGGAGAAGAGUAGUUGAGCAAUGAAAGGAGAGCCCAUGUGAGGAUAUGACGGAGCCGAGUGACUUGGUAGAAAGAGUAGAGGGGCUAGAACCGAGUCUAAUGACUCACACAAACACUCUCUCUGGUGUGUAAGCACACACACAAACACUCUCUCUCUGGUGUGUAAGCACACACACAAACACUCUCUCUCUGGUGUGUAAGCACACACUCUCUCUCUGGUGUGUAAGCACACACUCUCUCUCUGGUGUGUAAGCACACAGUCUCUCUCUGGUGUGUAAGCACACAGUCUCUCUCUGGUGUGUAAGCACACACUCUCUCUCUGGUGUGUAUGCACACACACAAACACUCUCUCUCUGGUGUGUAAGCACACACUCUCUCUCUGGUGUGUGUGUAUGCACACACACAAACACUCUCUCUCUGGUGUGUAAGCACACACACUCUCUCUGGUGUGUAUGCACACACACACUCUCUGGUGUGUAAGCACACACACUCUCUCUGUGUAUGCACACACACAAACUCUCUCUGGUGUGUACACACACCCAUAUUUAAUGAGACGACAAACUUUAGACUGAGAUAACGUGUCCUAUAUUCGUGUCUUCAUUGUGUGCUGAUCUAGAGAUACCUUAUCUACACAGUAAUACAGGUCAUUACAACAGACUUAUUGUUGUCAACAUUUACAUGUAUUUAUUAUGGUACUGGCCCAGGUGAUUUGGUAUACCAAUAAAGAACACACAGGGCGGUCUCCCGAGUGGUGCAAUGGUCUAAGGCACUGCAUCGCCUUAAACCGCUGAGGCGUCACAACAGCCCCGAGUUCAAUCCCAGGCUGUGCCACAGCUGUCGUGACCGGGAGACGAAUGAUGCGGCGCGCAAUUGGCCCAGCGUCGUCCAGAUUAGGGGAGGGUUUGGCCGGCUGGGAUUUCCUUGUCCCAUCGCGCUCUAGCAACUCCAUGUGGCGGGCUGGGCACCUGCAAGCUGACAACGAUCGCCAGUUGGACGGUGUUUCCUCAGACACAUUGGUGCGGCUGGCUUCCGGGUUAAGCAAGCAGUGUGUUAAGAAGCAGUGCGGCUUGGCAGGGUUGUGUUUUGGAGGACACGUAACUCGACUUUCACCACUCCCGUGUCCGUAGUGGAGUCGCAGCGAUGGGUCAAGACUAACUAUCAAUUUGAUAUCAAGAAAAAGGGGUAAAAUAAAAAACACAUAGGGCUCUAUUUUAUCAGAUCCUCUUUAGCUGAUAUCCGCAUAGCGCUUGUUUUGGCAGUGUCGGAGGUGGAACUGCAUUUGGGUGGCAGGUAGCUUAGCAGUUAAAGCAUUGGAACAGUCACUGAAAGGUUGUUGGUUCAAAUCCCUGAGCCGACAGUAAAAUCUGUCUGUGCCCUUGAGUAAAGCACUUUAACCUUAAUUGCUCCUGUAAGUUGCUCUGGAUAAGAGCAUCAGCUAAAUGACUAAAAUGUAAAUCCACAAGCAGCUCCUGGCAUUAUACCUAAAGUGAACAUUGCCAUUGGCUGCACAGAGCUGCAUUAACAGAAGUCCCAUGCAGAUUUGUUGGAACAUUGGAGUGUGAGAUGUAGGUUAAUCUACACCUUGAUUAGGAUGAUAGAAAACCUCUAUUUCAUUGAAUGAUUUUUCAAUUUGAGCAUGAUUAUUUCUAUAUAGCCUACACUUUCUGGUCCUGAACUUCUGGUCCUGAGCGGGACGGGGGUGUGGCUUCGUGACAAUGACCGCAAGAGCAGCUGUUCACUGUUUUAACUGCUCCAACCCAGUUCCACCUCCAACACGCCAAAACAUCAGCUAUGUGGGUGUCUGCUAUCAUCUGAUGUGAUUUCAUCCAUAUAGGCCUUAAUAUAUAGUGUAUGGUGCAAUCUAAAACGGCAUAGAAUUAAAAAGGCCUACAGCUACUGCAAAGUAGUGUAAUCUACAUUCAAUUCAAACAGGCAUGUAUCUAUGAUACCUCAACAAAGACCUACCCAUAGAGAUCCUAUUAAAUUACAAGAGGGGCUGUCAUAAACCCUCAAAGUUCCAGAAUAUUGUCAUAUAAUUAUAAUUAGGCCUACAGUUUAUAUAGGUUUUAUACACAUUUUCUGUAUAUCUUCCAAAAUAUAUGCAAACAGACCAUAAAUGUCUCAAUGUUUGUUUUCUUGGAAAGCUGUGUGUUAUAAUAUGAUGCAUUAUCCAUACUUGCUACAUUUACAACUUGUCUAAGUCCUAGCAUCAACGGAUUUCAGCCAGUGUAUGGCUGUGGAUUGAUUGCAUUGUUUGUAUGGAAUGUUAAUAGUAAUAAUUGAUAUAACUUUUAUAGUGCUUUUCUUUACAGAAAAUAAUGUCAAAGUGCAUAAAAAGCUAAAUAAGCAAACAAUACAUUUAGAUGGUAGAGAUGGAGAUUGAAUAUUCCUUUGGCUUCGGAUGAAAGGCUGGGAGUUAAGGCAGUUUGGAUUGAAAGGCGGCAGUGUUGCUUCAGGUGAAAGGCUGGGAGAUGAGGCAGUUUGGAUUGGAAAGGCAGUGUAGCUUCAGGGAGGGGGCAUCGAUGGUAGAGCCAGAGAGAAACAGACAGUCUGCUUCUCCGACAGUCAGUUCCUCCAUAGGACCCACUCCUCCGUAGCUACUGCUCCUCCACUGCCCAACAUGUAGCACCCACCUAGGUGAUGCCACAUCUGCUGAAAAGUUUAACUUUUUUGGAAUAAUAUUGGAAGUUAAUUAGAACAGAUAUUUGAAUUAUUCCACUUAAAAUGGCUGGCUAGCUAGCUACUAAACAUAACGUGCAGAUAAUCUUCAAAUUCAUUGUUUUACACCACACUGGCUGGACAUGGUGGACUGACUCCCUGACCAAAAUGGCUGACCUUUUAUGGUGUCAUAAGACCUUUUAUGUCCAUUCUGGUAUUCUAAUUCCUAAUUAUAUGGAAAUAUCUGUGCCAUUAAGCAGAACAUCCAGAAGAAAGGUUUUAACUAUCUCUCUCACAGAACAGUUGAUUCAGGAUGGGACAGCAUUCAUUUUACAGUAGGUCUAAGAUGCAGUUUCAGUGUCCAACCUCAAGGGAGCGUUGUUCUCACGUUUUUCAUUUAGCCCUUUGAUUACAAUAAAUUACUCUUUCUGUUUUCAAGCGUGACUGAAUCCCGGCGUAUCGAUUCCCCUCUCCCCGCCAGGAGAUUAGUCGAUGCUCCGGCAGCAGGGAUCGAUACAAGCCGAUCUAAUCAAGCGGGUCGCUUACGAGGCCUCCCCAGGCCUCACACAAUGUUACACCAUCAAUUACCUUCUCUGCCCUCGCUCUGUCUCACUCCCGUCUCCCCCAACUUCACCGGUCUGGGUGUUAUGGCGUGAUUAGAUCAUUAUUAAUAAGAGAGACAAUAAGAUGAGAUAUUACAAUUAUAAAAGUAAUGGUGUUAGAUUGUGGGACUUGAUAGGAGAUUGUCUGGAAUAUGAUGUAGGUAUGUUUGGAGUGAUUACUUUAUAUUGCUUAAGAUGCUUGUCAAUUACAAAUGUAGUGUGUGUGUGUGUGGCAGGUGUUCAGUAUGUAAUUAUUUCAGAGAAGCAGGUGUCCCCCCUCUUUCACUUUCCCCCUCUUCCCCAAGAUCUACCCCAUACUCUCUCUCUCUCUCUCAUCCUCCAUCACACUCCUCCAUCCUCAUAUCCCUCCCUUUCCUCCGCUGACCCUUAUUCCCUCUAGUCUUUAAUGUCCAACUUUCAGAGUUUACCGUCUCAUAAACAGGAGCUAGAUGGUGCCAAUCUUUCCCAUUUGUCUGGGAUGGAGCCUGCAGAUUUCCCAUAAUGCAUAUUGCUGAAUUUAUUUACACAACAGAUGGCAUGGAAUACAGACACAGCUUGACUUUAGAUCACUGUUGAUGUGAAAAAGGUGUGAAAAUGUCUGACAGACUUUGAUUUGGUAGAGAGCUAUUGCCUUAACAUCCCCAGAUGUAAGCGUUCUUCAGAUAGUGUGUGUGUGUUCUAUAGAGGAACGUCUUUAAUCCAAUUGCAUGCUCUCUCAGUUGUAAGAGGAGACGAGGCAGCAUGAGACAGCGAUUCAGCUCCCCGUCCUGAGAGGGAUGCUGAACACUUAGGAUGAAUGGAUUCUCAGUGGUUAGAAAUCAUCUGGAGGAGCGAGAGAGGAGCGGAAGAGUAGAGAUAGAAAGAGAGGAGCGAGACCUUUGGGUCUAUGCAAAUCACAAAGUGAUCGGCUUGUAAAGUCGACCAACUAGAAUGCAGAAAAUGUGAUGUUCACUAUCAAAGUGUCACAUUUAAAGGGGAUGAAAGUAAGAGAGAAUAAAGAGAAAGACGGGGAGAGAGAAUGAGAGAAAGAGGGAGAGAGAGCUCUUUGAACUGUCAUGUGAGGUGUGACUGAGUGAGGUGAUUUAAGUUUGUGUCUAGCUUUGGUUUCUACACAUAAUGGUAUUCUCAUACUCAGGUUUGCCACAGUUCUGAGUUCAGUUAACAAAAUCUAGACCCCUGCUUGUAUUGGGGUACAUGAAGGAGUUUCUGAAAAGCAUUUCAAACCAGACAUCACAGGGUUCACUCAAAGUAAAUGCAGCAUGGCUUACAGAUUCAUAACCGAUUAUCUAAAACUGAUGAGAAAAUUCACAGAGGUUGGAUUUGUGGGGUUCGUGUUUUGUACUGAGAACAUUAACACAGAAAAAGAUAUCCAGAAGUUGCUAAUUGCAAUAUCCUUAAGAUUGUCACGGCUCAGUGAACGGUAUGCCUAGAUAGGGCUGAGAAGUCUUUGAUUGUGCAUGUACUUGAGAACGUCUUGAACAAUUGGUCAGAUUGUGUGUAACAGUCCUCCAUUGUUCUUGUAAAGACUGAACAAACACGAGAGCUUUGUGAAGUUAUAGAAAUUACGUCAUGGUAAAAACCACCUUCCCACUUGGUUAUGAACGCAGCAUUAGACACUGAUCUAUACAACUAAUUGAAAUGUCGUUGAACAUGUGUUCAAAGAAUGUCUUGCCAUUUCUCAGGAAACAAAACUUAAACUGAAAAUAUCACAACACACCUGUCUGUCUAUUAAUUAAGCAUGAUUAAUAGUAUACCUUAUAUUUGCUCUAAAUAAAGUUAAGCUAUUCAAAACGACACUGGAAAGUUGAAUUAAGAGAAAAUAUUUCUAAAUGCUCCUAAUAGGUUUCAUAAACAUAUCAAUUACUGUAAUGUGGCUUUAACAGUUAACAAUACAAAAUAUCUGAUGACGCAGAUGUGGGUGUGGCUGUUUUUAUAGAUGCACACAACCGUUAAUAUUUAAAGAGACUCACCUGAGUAUCACCGGUCAUACAGCACAACAGAGACGACACGCCAACGUUGUCUCAGUGAUUAGUAAAGAUAAUCACAAAAUAACAUUUACCACUUUAGACAAACUAAUCCUCCAUUGUCCCUGUAAAGACAAAACAAACACAUGAGAACUUUGUGAAUUUAUAGAAAUUACCUCAAGAAAGUUAAUUGAAUCAUAUCUGAAUCAAGAAUCAAAUCCAGUUUUCUAGUAAAUUCCGCACUUCCUUUACUGAAUUUAUAUGAAAAUAAUGUAAUUUGUCCUCGAGUGUUCAUACACAAUUCUCAGAAGACCACACAAUUCCUUAACUCUGAAAGGAGGACAAAAAGAUAUAUUUUUAAAUUCACACGCCCCGACCCCCUCAAAACAAAGGAUGCAGCAAUUAUACAUUACACCUUACAAUGGAAAGUCACAUAGAGAGACAAAUGUAACCCUUCAAAUUGCCUUUCUUCUACAGGUUUAAGAAACAUACACUUGAGAUGUUCUAUAAAAUACAAGAAUGGGACUUUAAUAAAUAUUAAUUGUUUGACAUUGGCAGUCGUUCCUACUUCAACAAUAACAUGUCAUUUGCUUUUCUUCAUAGAAGAUGCUACCUACUUCACUAAAAUGUGAAAACGAAAAAACAAAACAACUCAUAUUUCUUCCUAUGAACUGAUUGUAAUAAAUAUUAAAUCUGGAAGCACCAGAUUUAUACAACAUGGUUCCAGACAUCAGUGUUCAUACCCCUGGAAUAAUCAUAACAUUCCUGAAUAACCUGCUUAGACCAGAACAACAUUUGUAACACUCAUUAAGGAAUAUUGAGAACCAAAUGUGUGUGUAAAGUAAUAAAGUAAUUAUUAAAAUUAAUUUCAGUUAA
Salmo salar (Atlantic salmon) is the source of this 9615-nucleotide messenger RNA. Its product is annotated as bifunctional FAD diphosphatase/FAD synthase. Gene Ontology annotation, molecular function: FMN adenylyltransferase activity. The record is from RefSeq and is a predicted model, not a curated record. NCBI's taxonomy places the organism in Eukaryota, Metazoa, Chordata, Actinopteri, Salmoniformes, Salmonidae. Gene Ontology annotation, biological process: FAD biosynthetic process.